AUGCGGCGUGGAAUGGGUCCGCGUCGUUCGGGCCCGGCUGCCCCCGCGGGCGGGAGGAAGAAAAAUAACGGGAAAAAAACGGCGAAAAUGGCGAAAACGGCGAAAACGGUGACGCGGCGGAGCGAUAGCCUAGCGGUGGCCGCUGCGGCUGCAGCAGCUGAGCGGGCGGCGGCCAGGCAGGCGGCCGCGGAGGCGGUUCGCCGAGCCCAGCACCUGAAGGAGCUCUCCUGCGCGUCAGGUGCGGAGCGGGACCUGGAGGAACUGGUGUUCGGUGACAGCGUCAACGUGGAGGAGGAUGACUUGCUGCAGUGCCUGGCUGGCCCUCAGCGGCUUAAUGCUCCAGAGUGGGAAACUCUCCAGAAGGACUCCAGUGAUUCAGAAGUAGAAAAUGAAGCAAAAGGUAAUUUACUGACAAAAAAGCCAGCCUGGGUGGAUGAAGAUGAUGAAGCAGAGGAAAAUGUUGAUAUGACCCAUAGGUAUAGGAGAGACUUCAUGAAAAGCGAUGCUGAGAAGACCCUUACUAAGAAAAAGCUAAAAAGAAGGCUUGAAGAACAGUUUCAGCGAGCUAUGGGAGGAGUUCCUGCCUGGGCUGACUUGGAAAACAGGAAGAAAUCCAAAAAGACUGCAAGUGAUAGUGAGAGUGAUGAAGAUGAUGAUCUCCUGCGCAGGACUGGCAAUUUUGUGACAAAUUCAGAGUCCCUGCCAAGAGGUAUUUUGAAGAUGGGGAUCUGCUUGCCUGCUAAUCAGGAACGUUUUGCUGAUGGAAGACUGGCAACCGUGCAGUUUCAUCCAUCUGCUCAAGUAGUCAUGACUGCUGGACAUGAUCGAUCCGUGUCGCUCUUUCAGGUUGAUGGUAUAAAGAAUCCAAAAAUACAGAGCAUCUACUUAGAGAGUUUUCCAAUUUAUAAGGCUUGCUUCAGUGUUGAUGGAGAGCAUGUUAUAGCCACUGGUACUCACCACAGAAUGUUCUUUGUGUAUGACAUGAUGAGUGGAAAUAUCAUUCCUAUACAGAAAGUAAGAGGUGUGGAGGAAAGAUUCCUCAGAAGCUUCGAACUCUCUCCAGAUGGAUCAUUCAUGCUUGUAACUGGAACUUCAGGCUACCUUCACUUGUUGUCAAUGAAGACAAAGGAGCUGAUUAGCACUAUGAAAGUAAAUGGAAGAUGCACUGCAUCAGCUUUCACUCCAGACAGCAGUAAAGUAUAUAGCUAUUCAAAGGAAGGCGAAGUUUUCAUUUGGGAUGUGAGAAGCAGAAAGUGUCUACACAAAUUUGAAGAUGAAGGCUCUUUGGAAGGGAAGUGCAUCGCUCUUUCAAAAAAUAACCAGUAUGUGGCAUGUGGUUCAGCUUCUGGAGUUGUAAAUUUAUAUACUACCGAUGGCUGUCUCAAAGAACACCGUCCUAAGCCAGUCAAAGCCAUAAUGAACCUUGUGACAUCUGCUACGUGUGUGACCUUCAAUCCCACCACAGAAAUCCUGGCAGUGGCUUCCCGUGAAACCGAUGAGGCUGUCAAACUGGUACACAUUCCUUCGUAUACUGUAUUCUCAAACUUCCCAGUGUUCAGAAGAAAACAGAUUUAUCUUGCUCAAUCUAUGGACUUUUCUCCCAGAAGUGGCUAUUUCUCUAUAGCAAAUAACAAAGGCAAAGCUUUGUUAUUUAGUUGUAAAGGCAGAAUGAAGAGCAUCGUUGGAGGGAGGGUGGCUGAGUGCUGGCACACAUUGCUCAGGCUGUGGAGACUCCAUCCUUGGAGAUACUCAAAAGCCAUCUGAACAUGGCCCAGGGCAGCUAUCUCUUGCCCUUCUUUGAGCAGAG
Pezoporus flaviventris is the source of this 1807-nucleotide messenger RNA. RefSeq names its product UTP18 small subunit processome component (gene UTP18). The record is from RefSeq and is a predicted model, not a curated record. Gene Ontology annotation, biological process: rRNA processing. Gene Ontology annotation, cellular component: small-subunit processome; Pwp2p-containing subcomplex of 90S preribosome. Bases 1 to 1764 code for a protein of 587 amino acids. Gene Ontology annotation, molecular function: protein binding. Lineage: Eukaryota; Metazoa; Chordata; Aves; Psittaciformes; Psittacidae. The transcript is spliced from 13 exons.